Saccharomyces paradoxus is the source of this 453-nucleotide messenger RNA. RefSeq names its product D-tyrosyl-tRNA(Tyr) deacylase (gene DTD1). Bases 1 to 453 code for a protein of 150 amino acids. The transcript is spliced from 2 exons. Gene Ontology annotation, molecular function: D-tyrosyl-tRNA(Tyr) deacylase activity. Lineage: Eukaryota; Fungi; Ascomycota; Saccharomycetes; Saccharomycetales; Saccharomycetaceae. Gene Ontology annotation, cellular component: cytoplasm. Gene Ontology annotation, biological process: tRNA metabolic process. The record is from RefSeq and is a predicted model, not a curated record.
AUGAAGAUCGUUUUACAAAAAGUCAGUCAAGCAUCUGUAGUUGUCGAUUCAAAAGUUAUUUCUAGUAUUAAACAUGGUUAUAUGCUGCUAGUAGGUAUUUCCAUCGAUGAUUCCAUGGCAGAGGUGGAUAAGCUAUCGAAAAAAGUGCUUAGUUUGAGAAUCUUCGAAGAUGAGACCAAGAAUCUAUGGAAGAGAAAUAUUAAAGAGGUAAAUGGUGAAAUUCUAUCGGUGUCUCAAUUCACUUUGAUGGCAAAAACCAAGAAGGGAACCAAACCCGAUUUCCAUUUAGCCCAAAAGGGUCAUAUAGCUAAAGAACUUUACGAAGAAUUCUUAAAAUUACUAAAAAGUGAUUUGGGUGAAGACCAAGUAAAGGAUGGUGAAUUCGGUGCGAUGAUGAGUUGCUCUUUAACUAAUGAAGGGCCGGUUACAAUCAUUCUUGACAGUGACCAAUAA